AUUUCCUGUUGUGCUCACUGUAUGUGACCCCCAGCUACAAGAGAGACAAGCCAGCUCUUCUACUCCUAAUUUCUCAAACCGUCUAGGGUCAUCGCCCUAUCUAUGUGUGAUCCCUGAUGGGCAGCUGGUCUCGCGGUGCUGUGCUGGAGCUGUACAGGGCGCUGCUCCGUGCAGGGCGUCACCUUCAGUACACCGACCGAAACUACUACCGCCGGGCCGUGACCCGUGAGUUUCGGCGUUGCCAGGCCCUGACUGUACCCGAGGAUAAGGAGGAAGCGCUGAAGAGGGGCCAGUUUUUUCUCAGCAGCAGGCUGGGUGGGCUUAUGUAGGGUUGGGGAAGGACCGUCUGGAGCUGCAUCAGGGAGGUCGUCAUCUUUCAGCAGUAAGAUGGCUGGGGUAAAUGGAGACCGUAAGGGGAAAAAGGACGACAACGGGAUCGGAACCGCUAUCGACUUCAUGCUUUCCAAUGCCAAGCUAGUGCUGGGGGUGGGCGGGGCAGCCAUGCUUGGUAUUGCAACACUAGCUGUCAAAAGAAUGUAUGAUCGCACGAUAAGUGCUCCCACCAGCCCCACUAAGAUGCAGCAGGCAGGAAAGAGAAGCUGGGAGGAGCCUGCGUGGGUGGGGUCAUCACCGCGGGUACUAAACCAUGACAUGAAGUCCACAGUUAGCAGGUCACUCCAGUCUCUGCCCACCUCCUCACAUUCUUUUGAACCAGACUGUCUGCGAAGAGCCGUCGGCCGCUCCACACUGGGAGGAGGCGGGGCCUCCCAGUCCAGCCUGAUGCGCGCCAGGAUGCACCUCUCCCUGCAGGAACAUCUGUGGGAGUUCUACCAAACCAGGGUCAACAUCCCUUCAGAGGAGCAGGCCACAGCCAGAAGGGCGGCGUUGGACAUCUGCGCUGAGCUCCGGGUCUUUCUUCACGCCAAGCUGCCCGACAUGCCGCUCAGAGAGAUGUACCUCAGCGGCAGUCUGUACGACGACCUUCAGGUGGUGACCGCUGACCACGCUCAGCUCAUGGUGCCUCUCGUCUUGGAAAAGAAUCUGUGGUCAUCCAUUCCAGGGGAGGACACUAUCAUGAACGUCCCAGGGUUCUGGCUUGUCCGCCGGGAGAACCUUGAGUACUUCCCUCGAGGCAGCAGCUACUGGGACCGCUGCAUGGUCGGCGGUUACCUUUCCCCCAAAGCGGUCCUGGAGGUCUUCGACAAGCUUGUCACCGGCUCCAUCAACUGGCCGGCUAUAGGGAGCGUGCUGGACUACAUAAUCCGCCCUGUUGUUCCCUCUGAGACGCUGACCCUGGAAGUCCAGUACGAGACGGACCGGAGGCUGUAUGUGGACUUUUUACCUCUGCUGGUGAUGGAGGAGGGAACCUCGCUGAUUGCCAAACCGCACCGUCUGUCCGCCGAGCGCAACAAGAACCUGUGGCGGCAGAGCUUCCGCGUGGCUGAAACGGCGCGGCUCAGGGCGCUCGAUCAGGAGGACGGGGGCUGCAGGUGCACCUGCCUCAAGGUGGCGAAGGCGGUGUGCAAACUCAACCCCGCCCUCCAACGGCUCAACUCCAGCCAGCUCACCAACACCAUCCUGCUGCUGAGCGAGAAGGAAGGCGACUGGACGCACGACGCGCUGGCGGACCGCUUCCUCCAGCUGCUGCGAGCGCUGGUGGGACACCUAGAGGCCGGGAGGCUACCAUGCGCACUCAGUCCCAAAGUUAAUUUAUUCUGUGAGCUGACUGAACAGGAAGUAGACGAGUUGGGGUAUACUCUCUACUGCGCCCUCUCAGAUCCAGAGGGGCUGCUGAGAACUGCAGUGGAGCAGCCUUAAACUCAAACUACUAGUAAAAUGCCAACCUUUUUUUUUUUCUCUCUCUGGGGGUCAAAUAUUCAUCAGUCGAUUGAGGCUCCAGGAGAAAAAAAACCUGCAUGGAAAAGUCACUUCUUUUUGUUUUUAUCACUUCUUAGAACAUCAGUGAGUAACAGUGACGCAGUAGCAGACUGUUUCACCUCAUGGCUGUGUCCUUUGUUGUUCAGAUAUCCUCAGCUCAGUGGAAGGAUUCCAUAAAGCCAUUGUAUUAAUGAAGUUUAGCUUGUUGUUCUCUAUGGAGUUCAGGCAGAUGAAACUCGUAGGGCUCUACUAUUCAUUACGAAGAUAAACGCACCAAAUCAGCUUUAUCUUACCCCCAUUCUGAGAAGCAGGUCUAUUUAAAGAAGUCCACAGUUACUAAGCCUCCUGUCUGUUUUUAAUCUAGGCUCAUAAGACUGAAUAUCAUGUUGAAUUGUGUUUGUGCCGGUCCAAGAUGUAAUAAAAUUGCUAAUCUGCCUUAAAGAGUCAGCAUUCUGUAACUUAAGAAGUGUGUUUUGCGGAUGUUACUCUUGGGUUUUUAAAAAUAUUUCACGAAGAUGAGCCCAACAAAAAGGAAAUAUAACUUUCAUUAAUACAGUGGCUUAUGUCCUUGUUACAUUAUUUUGUGUUAAAGUCCCUGGCAA
Molecule: messenger RNA, 2480 nt
Organism: Cyprinodon variegatus (sheepshead minnow)
Lineage: Eukaryota; Metazoa; Chordata; Actinopteri; Cyprinodontiformes; Cyprinodontidae
Gene: mief1
Product: mitochondrial elongation factor 1
Exons: 6
Coding region: 388-1818 (476 amino acids)
Biological process (GO): positive regulation of mitochondrial fission; mitochondrion organization
Cellular component (GO): mitochondrial outer membrane
Source: RefSeq, a predicted model, not a curated record